AUGGUGGAACCAUUUGGUGGCGACUUGUUCGACGUAUUUCAAGAUUCUACUGCAAAAGAAAAAGAAUCGGGAUCAAGAGGCGGAUUAGAUGGAUCAAAAGCAGACAGAGUGUUCAGUCAGAUUGCUGGCAAGAGAAGAGCAGAGGGGCUUGAUGAUGAUUCAGCAAAGAAAACCAAAAAUGAGGAAAAAAUCGUGGAAGUGAUGCCCCGGCUACAGAUACACACAGUGGAAACAUUGGAGGCCUGCACACAUGAAGUGGUUGUGCCGCCAGAUACAGAGUAUGUGCCUUUGAAGCCUCCUUCAGGGGAGCCUGCUAAAGUGUACCCCUUUACCUUGGAUCCCUUCCAGAAGGAAGCCUUGCUGUGUUUGGAGAACCACCAGUCUGUGCUUGUGUCAGCUCACACGUCAGCUGGGAAAACUGUUGUAGCUGUUUACGCCAUAGCCAUGUCCCUGAGGAGCAAGCAGCGUGUUAUCUACACCACCCCCAUCAAAGCCUUGAGUAACCAGAAGUAUCGAGAGCUGUAUGAGGAGUUCACAGAUGUGGGCUUGAUGACAGGAGAUGUUACCAUCAACCCAACCGCCAGUUGCCUGGUCAUGACUACUGAGAUUUUGAGAAGUAUGUUGUACCGAGGUUCUGAAGUGAUGAGAGAAGUGGCCUGGGUAAUCUUUGAUGAGAUCCAUUACAUGAGGGACAAAGAGCGUGGUGUUGUUUGGGAAGAGACUAUUAUCCUUUUGCCAGAUAAUGUCCACUACGUAUUUCUCUCGGCCACCAUUCCCAAUGCCAGACAGUUUGCUGAAUGGAUUUGCCACCUGCACAAACAGCCAUGUCAUGUGGUCUACACUGACUACCGCCCCAUUCCCCUGCAGCACUACAUCUUCCCAGCUGGCGGAGAUGGCCUACAUCUGGUGGUAGAUGAAAACGGUGACUUCAGAGAAGACAAUUUCAACACUGCAAUGUCCAUUCUGAGAGAUGCAGGAGACGCAGCCAAAGGAGACCAGAGGGGCAGGAGAGGUGGAAGUAAAGCAAAUGAGUCUGACUGUUACAAAAUUGUGAAGCUCAUCAUGGAGAGAAACUUCGCUCCAGUUAUUGUCUUCAGUUUCAGUCGAAAGGACUGUGAGGGUUAUGGGAUGCAGAUGUCAAAAUUAGACUUCAAUACCGAGGAAGAGAAGACAUUGGUCGAGGAAGUGUUCAGCAAUGCCGUUGAUGCCCUGUCAGAUGAAGACAAGAAACUACCACAGGUGGAGCAUGUCCUGCCUUUGCUAAAGAAAGGAAUUGGAAUUCACCACUCAGGUCUUCUGCCUCUUCUGAAGGAAACAAUUGAGAUACUGUUCUCUGAGGGCCUUAUCAAGGCACUGUUUGCCACCGAGACCUUUGCCAUGGGCCUCAACAUGCCUGCCAGGACUGUGUUGUUUACUGGCUGUCGAAAAUUUGACGGUCGGGAUUUCAGAACGGUGACCUCUGGAGAAUACAUCCAGAUGUCUGGGCGAGCUGGUCGGCGAGGUCUGGAUGAAAGAGGUAUUGUCAUCAUGAUGGUGGAUGAGAAGAUCACUCCAGAUGUUGGGAAAGUGAUUCUAAAGGGAGAACCAGAUGCACUGAACUCUGCCUUCCACCUGACAUACAACAUGGUGUUGAAUCUGCUGAGAGUGGAGGAGAUCAACCCUGAGUACAUGUUGGAGAGAUCAUUCUUCCAGUUUCAGAACUAUGCGGCUAUACCUGAGCUGCUGGAGAAACUUCAGAAGAAAGAGGCAGCCUACAAGGCACUGUCCGUUGAGGAUGAGGAUUCUAUCUCGGCCUACUUCCGUAUCCGACAGCAGCUGGACUCACUGGCUAGAGAACUGAAACAUUUCAUUCUGAAGCCGGCUUAUCUGUUGCCCUUCUUACAGCCAGGGAGGGUGGUCAAGGUGAAGAAUGAAGACUUAGACUUUGGAUGGGGAGUGGUUUUAAACUUCCACAAGAAGAUGGACCAGUCAGCGGCAACAGAUGAGACUGGCACCCUGUACGUUGUUGAAGUCUUGCUCAAUUUGACAAAAGACAGUUUGAAGUCACGUAAUGCAUCAGACAUUCGGCCUUGUCCUAAAGGAGAAAAGGGAGAGAUGCAGGUUGUUCCUAUCCUGACACGCUUGCUUGAUGCAGUAAGCGCCAUCAGGCUGUACAUCCCCAAUGACCUGAGAUCUCCAGACAGCAGAUUUUUGGUUUUCAAGUCAUUGCAGGAAGUAGAGAAAAGAUUUCCAGAUGGCCUCCCUUUAUUGGACCCAGUAGAAGACAUGGGGAUCAAAGAUAAAACACUUGGAGAUACAAUCAAGAAAAUUGAGGCUUUUGAGCAGCGUCUGUAUUCUCAUCCUCUUCACAAAGACAGCAGGCUGACAGAACUGUAUGACCAGUUUGAGAAGAAGGCUAAGAUUGCCAGUGACAUCAAAGAUCUGAAACUGGAGCUCAAGAAGAAGAAGUCACUCCUGCAGAUGGACGAGUUAAAGUGCCGCAAACGUGUCCUGAGACGCAUGGGUUACUGUACCGCUUCAGAUGUCAUUGAGGUCAAAGGAAGGGUUGCCUGUGAAAUCAGCAGUGGGGAUGAACUGCUGCUGACAGAACUGCUGUUCAACGGUGUCUUCACUGAUUUAACCCCGCAACAAGCGUGUGCUCUCAUUAGUUGCUUUGUAUUCCAAGAAAAGGCUUCGGAGAUGCCAAAGUUGGGUGAAGAACUCGCAGGACCACUCAGAAUUAUGCAGGACACAGCCCGGCGCAUUGCCAGGAUCAGCAGAGAGGCCAAGUUGGAGCUGGACGAAGAGGUCUAUGUGGACUCCUUCAGACCUCACCUGAUGGACGUAGUCAAUGCUUGGUGUAAUGGCGUCAGCUUUGCUCAGAUCUGUAAAAUGACAGAUGUUUUUGAAGGAAGCAUAAUCCGAGCCCUGAGGCGACUAGAGGAGACCCUGAGACAGAUGGUUCAAGCUGCCAAGGCUAUCGGCAACACUGAACUGGAGAAUAAAUUCUCUGAAGGCAUCCGUAUGAUCAAGAGAGAUAUUGUGUUUGCUGCCAGUUUGUAUUUGUAG
Messenger RNA from Candidula unifasciata, 3048 nucleotides. The record is from the annotation of a GenBank genome assembly. NCBI's taxonomy places the organism in Eukaryota, Metazoa, Mollusca, Gastropoda, Stylommatophora, Geomitridae.